This is a messenger RNA of Racocetra persica, 195 nucleotides long. NCBI's taxonomy places the organism in Eukaryota, Fungi, Glomeromycota, Glomeromycetes, Diversisporales, Gigasporaceae. The record is from the annotation of a GenBank genome assembly.
AGAGUCAAACCAUAUUACUUGAUAGUGAAUAUUCUCUUAAUAAAGCAAGUUUUUUCUAUGACAAUAGGUUCUCUAGUAAUGACAAUAACUUUCCUAGUAAUAAUUUUUCUAGUGAUAGCUUUUCUAGUAAUGAUGACUUUCUUGGUGAUGAUAACUUUUCUGAUAAUAACUUUACUGAUGACAAUGAUUUUUCUG